Molecule: messenger RNA, 3820 nt
Organism: Betta splendens (Siamese fighting fish)
Lineage: Eukaryota; Metazoa; Chordata; Actinopteri; Anabantiformes; Osphronemidae
Gene: cerkl
Product: ceramide kinase-like
Exons: 14
Coding region: 1556-3196 (546 amino acids)
Molecular function (GO): kinase activity
Source: RefSeq, a predicted model, not a curated record
AUUGCACUGACUGGAGGAUAAAUGGAGAAAUCGAGAGUACUGUGUGUGUGUGUGUGUGUGUGUGUGUGUGUGUGUGUGUGUGUGUGUGUGUGUGUGUGUGUGUGUGUGUGUGUGUGAAGGGCACAGAUGUUCGUUCUGCAGGCAAGAUUUUAAUUUAUGAAAAUGAUCUUGUUUAUGCAUGAGCGCCCCCUCCAUACAUACUGCUGCCCUGCUGUGUGUGUCUGUGUGUGUGUUUAAGUGUGUAAGUCAACAGGGACAAUAUGGUGACCAUAUCCCACCACUUACCCUCCCUCUUACAGUGGAAUAAUAAUGACAGAAAGUCACACUGCAGUGUUAAGAUUGAAUAUGUCCAAAUGAUAUUAUUUACAUGUGUUUAGAUGAUAUGAGAGAUAUGAGGCAAAAAAAUCGUUCAAUACAACGAAAAAUCAAUUUUCAAUAAUAUCCGUAAAUAAAAUGUAACAUCAUGUGAACAUUUCCGAUCACACUGUGGCUCCAACUAUUGUAGUAGCAGCAGCCUUUGUGUUUCAGUGUGUUGGCUGAUCAUAGCACUGAUUAAUGCAGCUUAAACUCAGCCAUCUGUCAUCGACACACACGCUGUGUGUGCGUUUGAGUUGCGCCGCAGCACAUAAUGCUAUCUUCACGCCACAACCAGAAAAAUCCUGUUCUCCGAUUGGCUGCCAGGUGUCCGUUAAAAUCACACCUCUGACAAUCACUGCUUAAUGUCCAGUAUAUUAAACUGCAGGGGUGAUUUUAAAAAAAAUACGUGCUAAAACAAAACUGGCAACCCUCUGUUCAACUUGGCAACCUUCCGAACCAGACAGUAAAUGAAGCCAAACUACUAAGGAUAGAUGUAAUUAUGUUAAAAAAAAAGUCUCUCAACAUUCGUUGAGGUAAUUUUACACUUUGUGUUUUCUUUCUACAUUUUACAUAAGUUUAUACAUUGUUGUUUCUCUUUGUAUCUCGAUUAACUUUGUGGUAUAUUUGCUUUAUAUAAUAUUUGUCUUCUCUGUUGGUGUUUUGUUACUUCUUUCAUUUGUAUUUUGUUUGCUGAGGUAAUUGUGUUUCUAUUGGUGAUCAUUUAACUUUCUUUUCACUAUUAGAGUAUGUGUCUUUCAAUAUUUUGUUAUAUAUAUUUUAUAAUAUUUUGUAUGUUAUUUUUCCAGUACAGGGUUGGGCUGUUCAAUAAACUCCAUCUUUGUCACCUUUGAUGAUUUGCCUUAAUUCAUCUUUUUAGUAUUUUUACAGGGUAGUAUUAGUAUUUUUCUUUGUUGUUUCUCCGGAAUUCAUUACAAACGGCUAAACUGUUGAGUUUACUCUCUGUGUGCACGCGCUUCGCGGUAUACUGGGUGCUUCAGCUGCACGGGAGCGCGCACACCCGUUGAUUACCACCGGCCUGACGCGCGCCGUGAGUCCGCGCGGCAAAGCUGCUGCCCGUCGCCAUAGCGACAAGACCCCGGAAACACAGCGGUGGUGAUCAGCUUAGUGCACGUUUAUCUGUCUCUUUGUUUACCAGAGACGAGCAGUGAUUGUUUACUUGUUUGUUUGACUCGUAAACAUGUCGGAACCUGAGGAGGAACUGCGGGAAGACGCGGCCGAGAAGAAGAAGAGGGAGAAACGGAGCUGGAGGAGGAAGAAGGAGAAACGUGAGCAGGACGAAGAGGAGCAGGUGGAGCAGGAGGAACAGCACAGUGAGGGUGUUGUGCUGCGCGGGAUAUUCAAACUGGGGAAGAAGAGCCAUGAUGUUCUGCUCACCCGAACUAGACUGACCUGGACCCCCAUCAUCCCAGAAACCCCGACAGCAGGUGAGGCGUGCGCGGUGCAGCCAGGUGUGCUGCUGCUGCAGGACGUGUUCGCGGUGAAGGUGAAGCGGCGGCGCGGAGCGGGGCAGCAGUCGGGGGGCGCCGUGCUCGGCGUGGCUCUGUUCUGCUGCAGGAGGAGGGGCAGGAAGCUGGAGGAGGACACGCUGCAGCUGCACAACGCCUCCGCCGAGCACACGCACGCCUGGUACAACACGCUGAGCGAGCUCAUCGCAGGCUUCAGCAGUCGUCCCAGGUACGUGAAGGUGUUCAUCAACCCCAGCAGCCACAAAAAGGAGGCCGUGCACAUCUACAGGGAGCACGUGGCGCCGCUCUUCAAGAUGGCCGACGUCCGCACUGACAUCACCGUGACAGAGAGGAAAGGUCAUGCUCUGUCAGUGAUGAAGGAAUGCAAACUGGACGAAUAUGAUGGGGUGGUGUGUGUUGGCGGGGACGGUUUCGUGGCAGAGCUUUGUCACGCUCUGGUUCUCAGAGCUCAGCUUGAUGCAAACUCUCCUGAGAAUCCGGUGAAAUCAUCGCUGCCACUGGGGAUCAUUCCUGCCGGCUCCACAGACGUGGUUUCCUGUUCUGUUCAUGGAGUGAGAGAUCCAGUCACUGCAGCCCUUCACAUAGUCCUGGGACACCUGCAGGACGUGGACAUGUGCAGCUUCUCAUCUCACGAUCAGCUGCUGCGUUUCGGUUUUUCCGCCAUGUUUGGAUUUGGAGGCCAAAGCUUAGCGCGAGCGGAGAAGAAGAGGUGGAUGCCGUCGUCACGGCGACGAGAGUACGCACUGGUGAAGACACUGGCCAGACUGAGGCCAGAGGACUGUCAGCUCUCAUUUCUACCAGCAAAGAGGUCCACCAGCGAACAGGCUGACCAUCGAGACCAGAGUCCAGAUUUAGAAGCAGAGCAGACCUGGGUGACUAAGCAGGGUCUUUACCUGAGCAUCAGCAUCAUGUCCAUCCCGUGUCUGAGUCCACACGUGCCUCGAGGGCUGGCUCCCAACACCAGUUUGGCAAAUGGCAGCGCAGCGUUGAUCGCGGUGGGAAACACUUCCAGGUCGGAGUUCAUCAAACACCUGAAGAGAUACAACAGCUCUAGUGGACAGUUCAGCUUUUCCUUCGUGGAGGCCCACACAGUGUCAGCCGUGAGGAUACGGCCUUGGUCACUUCCUGCUGCCUGGUCGGAGGAGGAGAGUGAGGAGGAAGAGGAGGAGAAGGGCGACCCCAAAACCACACCCAUCAUCCAGUCAGAGGGAGCUGCCUUCCCUUGGAACAUGGAUGGAGAGCUGGUGGAGAUCCCCAACGAGGUGCUCGUCAGGGUCCACCAGCGGCUCAUCACGCUCUAUGGGGAGGAGGUGGAGGAGGUGGAGUCUAACGCCUCCUGCAGCUGCAUCUGAGUGUUUUGCCAGUCACCAUGGUAACCAUGACCAUCCUUUGUGACUUUCUACAGAUGUAAAGUCUAUUUUUUAGCUUUGAUUGUUUCAGCUUUAGGAAUUACAAAAUCAUGUUUACAUUUUACUCCAUUUUAAUUAUCCUCUAUUAUUUUUAUUUUUAUUUUUUUAUUCCAAAUCUCGUUUUACAAUCGUGCAGUUUGUGGAUCCACAGUGAAGGAAUGUGUAGACAAGGUUAAAUUUAUUUAUGUUAAAUAUUUUUUACUUCAUCAUAGUGAUAAUGUAAUAAUUUGGCAUGUUUUUAGUAAAUGACUCUCUUUUGUUAAAAAGUCUACCACUGUGAUGAUGAUGAUGUCACUAUUUCUGUAAAUGCACGUUUUAAAAAUCUGAACCAGAUCAAAUGAGCCAAAGACAGUUUUAUAUUUAAAUAUGUAAAUAUGCCAUUACUGUAUGUUUAAACUUAUAUUUGAAUAUUGAAUAAUUUUUUAAUGUUAUUUUUGUAGUUACAUUUUGUGUAUAGCAGACAGAAUACUAGAGCUUUAAAUAGAAAAUAUUUGAUUUUAAUACAAACAUGACAAUAAAAGCAGUGAGACUCUCCAGUGCAGUAAUGUAAUAAAACACCAAAAACAU